AAGAAGCGAGUAUGUUAAUGGAGAAUGCUACUCAUAUGUCGAUGCUCUCACUACUAUUGGUGAUUUGGACGCCGGAAUUUCUAAUUCAUUCGAAUUUGAUCUUAGAUUGCUUGAUUCCGCUGCCUCUAAUGAAGAAGGAAUACGAAGCCAAACAAGUUUUACAUUUGUUGACGGACUCCCUACUGUUUGUACAAAAACAGUUAAUAAACCAGAAGAACGAAUUAAGCAAGUGUUCGUUGAAGAAUUUGGUAACAAUUCUCUUAAACAGCGAGUGGUCCACGACGUAUUUGGAUGUGAAUAUAACGAUGGAAACUUCAACAUGGAUUACGAACAGUUAUGCAGAAAAUUUUCAGGGGCCAUCCUCAUCAUCGCACUUCACAACAACCACAUCCAUGUCGUCCAUGACUGUACAUACUCCAAUAAUUCCUGUAGAUGUGCCUUCUCAAAGUUUAUCCAUAGACAGACCAAUAGAAGAUAUUCUAGACGAGUCGUUCCAAGUUGAAAAUUCACGAUUCAACAUUGGAUCAAUUUGUCAAUCUAUUCGCAGAAGGAAACCCGGAAGUACUUAUACUAUAACAUCACCGGGAGAACGUGGUUUUCAAGUAGUGAAGCUAGAUGUGUACGAUUUUUCAAAGAUCUCCAAGAAGCCAAAGAUGGAAUGGUGGAAGGAAGCGAAUUAUCGUUCAACUUUUUUGAUUCAAUCUCCUGUGGACCCGAAUCAUCAAUUGGUCAUGAAACUUUUGCUGAAUGUAACGAAUCAACUCAACAAAAUACCAGGAGUCAAAAAAGAAGAAAGGGAGACAAAAUAAUAGAUUUACUAAAAAGUCAUCCAACAGCACCAAUUCACCACAUUUUAAAUACAUCAGCCUGGUUAACAUCGGAAUUUAA
Teleopsis dalmanni is the source of this 888-nucleotide messenger RNA. RefSeq lists its product as uncharacterized. The transcript is spliced from 2 exons. Bases 12 to 809 code for a protein of 265 amino acids. NCBI's taxonomy places the organism in Eukaryota, Metazoa, Arthropoda, Insecta, Diptera, Diopsidae. The record is from RefSeq and is a predicted model, not a curated record.